Messenger RNA from Xenopus laevis (African clawed frog), 2644 nucleotides. Its product is annotated as leucine-rich repeat, immunoglobulin-like domain and transmembrane domain-containing protein 1. The record is from RefSeq and is a predicted model, not a curated record. The transcript has 3 exons. Lineage: Eukaryota; Metazoa; Chordata; Amphibia; Anura; Pipidae. Bases 284 to 1540 code for a protein of 418 amino acids.
ACAGCCUUCCACAACUCUGAGCCAAGGCUCACUCCCCCUCCUCCUCCUCUGUCACACCCAGCCCAUGUCCCUUAUCCCUGCUCACUUUUAGAUGCCUUCCCUGGAUUUCUUGACAUCUCCACGACCUGGGAGAGAAGAGCUGAAGACAGUCCCUUUUCUAGGGGGCAAGGAACAACAAUGACACACAUAACAAUCAGCUGGAGGCCUUUUUUUCAGUGCAACCAUUACUAGCAACCUGGAUAUAUUCUAUACUAGAGCUACUGGUGCGCUCUAACUUCACGAUAUGUCUGAUCACCAAUGUGCAAGAAUUGGGCUUCUUUGGCUGAUAGUGUUGGGAACACUUGCUAAAGGAAUUGCAGACAGCUCAUGUAACUGCAUUAACCUGAAAAGUUUAUCUGACUGGCCUGCCCUGGAUUCUGAGCCGUGUUGCCUGAACCUCAGCCUUUCUGUGGACACAAUUGACUGGAAUAAUUUUACUACAAUAUCCAGCUUGCGGGUUCUUGACCUAUCUUACUCUGGUAUUAAAAAGAUCACGGAUUUAGAAGAAGGGAGAAAGUUAACAAACAUUGAGAAGCUGUAUAUAGAUCACAACCAUCUCAAAGAGCUACCUGGUGGAUUUUUGAGUAAUGCCCCCAACCUGAGGGUUUUAAAUCUUGGAUAUAAUCAGCUUGGCCAUCUUCCAACAAACUUCUUGCGCGUUUCUAACAACAUAGAGGAGAUAGAUCUCAGCUACAACAACUUAACUUCAAUCUCACCCUUCAUUAUUCGAUCUUCCCUCUCUGAGCUAGGUUUCCAGAAUAACAGCCUGGAAUGUACCUGUGCCCUUUAUGACCUCCUUGAACCAACGUUCCAUGGCAACAAUGUCAGUAGGGUUCUAGAAGAACUGAUUUGUUCCUCUCCAAGAGAUGUUAUUGGAUUACAAAUUAUAAAUGUUCGAAGAAAUAACAUCUGCAGGUCCCACAGCCUAACUGUUGUGAUAAUAUGCAUCCCUCUCAUACUUGUUUUAGGACUCAUGUGUUGGUAUGUGUGCUGUCGUAGACAGAAAGGCAGUUACUCUAAAACAAGGAGAGAAUGUAGUCUGGCUACAGUUGAUCGCAAUGGAGCUGGUAACAUGGGAGAUUAUCACCAUUAUGAGCCUCGCCAGCAAUUCAUUAAGGACAGAAGAGAAAUUGAUGUCAACCAGCUGAAUGAUCCAAUACUAUUAAAGCCCUCUGCUGCAUUACUUGGCAGCAGCAGAGAUCUUUAUGAAGAAGUGGAGAUAAAACUGGGUACCUCUUCAGAACCAUUAGUGGAAGGAGAAGGUCAUAUUAACAGGGACAGUCAUGGAUUAAUGCUGGCUGUUGAGGGGGAAGAUGAUAUAGAUAGAAAAGCAGGAGAUGAACUUGAAGUUGAAACUGUAAGUGUAACAGAAGUUAUGAAGGACUCAACAGAUCGUGAAAAGUUUUAUCUGAACCAGUCUACAGACUACUAUAGCCUUGUUCCAGGAAUUGAGUUGGAAGACUCAGAUCAUUGUGAAUAUGAAAGCGUUGACCUCUCUUAAAGGGACCUUUUAAUAUUACUGAUAUGGGAGCUAGCUCUUGUGACAAUUAGUAAAAAAGUAAAAUGCCUUGAGUUCUAAAAGUACACAAAAAGCAUCUGGCAUUCUGUAUUCCUGCGACUACUACUAGACAGAGGGGAAAUAAUGAAGAUUUUUUUAUUAUUAUCAAAAUGUAAAAGUAUUAUUAUGUAUUUCCAUGAUGUUUGCGAGGAUAUUUAUUUUGGAAUAUUUCUUUAUGGUCAAAGCUAAACAGACCCAAGGGGACAUUUUGCUUAGAUUUAUUUCAAUGUGCAAUUUCACUUCUGUUGUAAGGAAAUCUACCAGGAGAAGCUCCGUUUAAGCAAAGAUGCCCAAAAGUUCUUAACUGUAAGGGUUUCUUUAGCAGCAGGUUAUGAUGUAAGAAAAAGCAAAUGUUUUAACAAAAGAACCUAUACUUGGAAAUGCCUUAUAUACUUAUGACAUUAUAAGCACAAAUUAAGCAAAGAUUACACUUCAAAAGAAGCUACCAGCUAUCCCUUGAGCCACAAUCUGCAUUACAAUAAAUGAUAAAGUGCACAUACCACACAAAGAUAUGGAAGCAUAUUUUGAACUGGAUAAGAUAUAAGUUAAAAAUGAUAGUUAAAUAUAGCGGUGAUUGUGUGUCACAUGCAACACAGCAAACAUUUCAUUGGGAAGAUGAUAUGACCAUACAUAUGCUCCAAAUAAUUUAAGGACCAAUAUCAAUAGGAAAUGAGAAAACACUCAAUGCAGUUACACAACAUUCGUUUCCUUUGCACUUUCAAAAAUUUACACCGUAUCAAGAAAGAAUGACAUUUGUAGCCAUUAAACCAUUUAAGUAGAUUGCAAAAUGUACAACACUGGUUUAAACUAUCACCCUGCUAACCCCUUAAAUUAUAAUUUAUGGUUUAGUGGCAACAUGCAACUUUACAUUAUCAAAGGGCUUUGAAACGGAAAGGAAAAAUAUUUUCCAUAUUCAAUUUGUCCUUUUUUUUUUAUUUCUGAAUCAACCACAGGUAGGGGUAUUUUUGAUUGUAAGUUUGUACCUAUAUCUCUGUUUCUUUUCAGCAGUGCUAGAUGCACUAAUAAACAGAGGAGAAUGUUUUGUUA